CCAACCCGUUUCCUAAAAUCUUCUCCAGGCAUUUGAUCUCAGGAAUUGAAGAAACCUACAGAGGAAAGUAGUCGGAGAAGAAGAAAGAUGCCGGUAAUGGAGAAAUUGAAAAUGUUCGUAGUCCAAGAGCCUGUGGUAGCUGCUUCUUGUCUCAUCGCCGGUUUCGGCCUUUUCCUUCCUGCGGUUGUAAGGCCAAUGCUUGAUUCUUUUGAAUCAUCAAAGCAAGUCCCUCAACCUGCUCUAAGUGAUGUGGUUGCUGGUGUGACUGGUAAAAAACAAGAAUAACAUGCCGGUCAGGUUUGUAUUUCAAGUGUUAGUUACACCUCUCUUUGUUCAUUCUGAUAAAAAUGGAAAUAAGAUCUUCAUUUGUGGAUAACUAUUAAAAAAAUUUGUAUUCGAGCUCGUUUGAAUGAGAAAUUGCCUUCACUAAUUACCCAGUCAAUGCCUGUAAGAGGCUUUUCACUAUUUGA
Molecule: messenger RNA, 470 nt
Organism: Nicotiana tabacum (common tobacco)
Lineage: Eukaryota; Viridiplantae; Streptophyta; Magnoliopsida; Solanales; Solanaceae
Source: RefSeq, a predicted model, not a curated record